UUUUAUCAAGAGCGAAAAAGCAAAACAAUUCAGCUAAGCAGUUAUAAUAAUUCAUUAAGGGAGCUAAGUUAUUAAAAUUAGACGAAAAAACUAAAACGAAAUUCGGUGUUUUUAAUUCGAAGUAAAAUCUAUCUAGAAUUUCAAAGUUUUUGUAAACUAGCUUAACCGGAAAACAAAUACAAAACACAUCAAAAUUGAAGGAUAUUUUUUCGUUAUUUUCUUAGUUUUGUGUUUAUCAAACAUUAAAAAUGGAUUUCGGUGCAUCAUUUGCUAAAUAUGUUCUCUUUAUAUUCAAUAUGCUGGUCUUGGCAUGCGGGAUUCUUGUUAUAGUGUUUGGAUCAUUACUUACAGCGGACGUUGUGGACUUAAAAAAUUUGGCGGACUCUUUUCAAAUUUCCGGAAUCCCGAUUUGUAUAAUUGUUAUAGGAUGCAUUAUCUCGAUCAUAGCAUUUAUUGGAUGUUGUGGCGCUAUACGUGAGAAUACUUGCCUCACAAUUAUUUAUGCCGUAGUUAUGCUUGUUCUUUUUGUUCUGCAAAUUAUAAUUGUUUUAUAUAUCUGGUUGGAGCAAGAAAGCUUUCUUAACACGAUGAAUUCAAUUGUAAAUAAGGCUUGGACAACACGGCAUGAAAAUGGACGCUUGAUGGAUGUCUUACAGAUGGAAUUUAACUGUUGCGGGCAAUUUGGAUCUCAGGAUUACUUCGGUGAAGCAGUUCCAAAUUCAUGUUGUGGACGUUCAGCUACCUCCUGUUCAAUGAUUUCGGUUUUAAUAAAACCAGGUUGUUCUCAAGCUUUCAAAGAUUUUUGGACAACUCAUAUAUCUAUUGCUAAGUAUGCUGGCAUGGUAGUUGCCGGAGUAGAGCUGAUCGCAAUUAUAUUUGCAUGCUGCAUAGCAAAUCAAUCCCGCAAUGAACGAAGAAGAGCUCCAUACUAUUAAUUCCAACAAAAAAAAUUAAUAAGUUAUUUUUCAUUUAAAAAAUAUUGCAAACUUAUUUAUAAAUAUUUCUAAUAGUAGUCAAAAUAAAUAAAUUCGUUAAGAAACGAAUAACUCCA
Messenger RNA from Eupeodes corollae, 1051 nucleotides. RefSeq names its product 23 kDa integral membrane protein-like. Lineage: Eukaryota; Metazoa; Arthropoda; Insecta; Diptera; Syrphidae. Bases 249 to 935 code for a protein of 228 amino acids. The transcript has 5 exons. Gene Ontology annotation, cellular component: membrane. The record is from RefSeq and is a predicted model, not a curated record.